Molecule: messenger RNA, 6509 nt
Organism: Pseudomyrmex gracilis
Lineage: Eukaryota; Metazoa; Arthropoda; Insecta; Hymenoptera; Formicidae
Gene: G9a
Product: histone-lysine N-methyltransferase EHMT2
Exons: 13
Coding region: 1121-5116 (1331 amino acids)
Cellular component (GO): nucleus
Molecular function (GO): protein-lysine N-methyltransferase activity; p53 binding; zinc ion binding
Source: RefSeq, a predicted model, not a curated record
CACGUUUUUAUAUUUAGAAUCGAUCGCGAACGAAUAAAGUUUAAAGUUGAACCGUGUAACAGCUCGCAGUCCGUUUCUUUUCAACAGUUAGUUUUGUUGUGCGAAAUUAUAAAUUCUUUUCUCGUCCGUGUUGCAACUCAUUUCUAAAUUCGAAUGUUCGUCGUGUUUUGUGCAAAAUAGUACACGACGAAUACGCGUAUGUCUAUAUACAUAUAUAUAAACAAUACGCGUAAUGGCCGUGCUUCCUCUUCUUGUUCCUUACUCUCGAAGAACGAGUUUUCGUGAUAAAUCGCCUGUAUGAAUUAACAUGAAACGAAACGUCAUUGAAAGUUAAUUUAUUCGAGCGCUCCGCGGCACAUGGCGUAAUGUGACGCGAUAACCGGCUGUAGAAUCACGGAAAGAAAAUAAUUCCGUCGCCGCUCUUCCGAUUGCCGUCCCUGAGUAAUCAAUAUGGCCUCCAACAUCGUCACUCGCUUACUUUGUGCUCGCUCGCGGGGUACGCUCGUGAGUACGUUAACGUAAGUGCGGCCAUCUUUCUCCUCCUCUCUCUCUCACUCUUACUCUCUCUCGCUCGUGAAGUUCAGCGUGGUUGGCUCGGCUUGCUGCUGUGCCUGGGUGGCUUGGCUGUUCUGCAGCACACCGGACGAAACACCAAAAUCCGAUUGUAGUUUAGUUCAGUUGAGUACCUCGGCACAGUUGAGCAACUUGGUCAUUCAAGAGUCUUCAUCUUGACGCGCGUGAAUCAGUCAAAAGAAUUGACGAGAUCAACGGGCUACGUCCGAUGUAUUUUCCUUUCCGUACUGUUAGAAGUAAGAAAAGGUGGAGGGAAGAGAACAAGGAACGGUGUCCCACCUCUUCGAAAAAUUGAGCGCUACAUCGGGGAGAACGACGCGUCCCAUGCUAGACGAAGUGUGUAAAAACGGAGGUUCGAGAUAACAGAAAGAAUAAGCCAAAAAAGAGAGGCGUUUCUAUGAGAAAUAGGAGGGAACAGAAGUGAGAAUCAUGUUCCAGUAGGUAAGCGUAGCUCUUGGAGUGACAAUGAGGUCUUUCCUCAAAGGUAUGCGUCGCUUGUUGCAACGAGCUCAUCAUUCGUAGCAGACAGCUAACUUAACACGGAGGCAUGGCCGACGUCACUUCCUCCGAGGGCGACAACAGACUUGUUGCGACGGCCGAGAACUGUCGCGCGACAGCGGUAAAGGGGACCGGCGAUGAUGGCGAAGAGGACAAAACGGCCACCGAGAACAGUAUUUACGAGAUCCUCGAGAGUAUGACGAACGAGUUCAAUAAAAGUGUGUGUUCGGUGAAUAACGAGAAAGUGGAAACGGAAAAGGCGGCAACACCAUCGUUGCCUUCGAAAGUUGUUUAUGAGAAAUCCAAGGAAGAAAAAAAGAGCGAUGUUGUCAACGACGAGGCCGCUUCGACUCAAGAAGUCUCUGUACCAGAGGAAAAUCACAAAAGUGGGGAGGACAGUUCGUCAGACAAAACAGAACCUGUCAAAAAGGACGGUGGUUUGACCAGGAUUGUUCUGACGUUCAGGACCAUUGACGAGAACACGGAUCAUGGCAAGAAAACCAAAAUAUCCAGUUGUUCUAAUCUCACUCUGGUGCCAGAUGAGUUGGUCAAUUGUGAUCAGUUUGGUGGUGUCUCUGUUAAGAUAGAGAAUUCUGAUGAGAACUUAGAAGAUUCAAAUGUGAGGAAAGAAUCUGAAGAUACAGAAGAAUCCCAAUCAGAUAAAAAAAAGGAAGUGGAAUCUGCAGAAAAAGAAGAAUCUGUAAAAGCAAAAGAAUCCAUAGAAGAAAAAGAAUCUACAAAUGAGCAGGAAUCUACAAAAGAAACAGAAUCAAAAGCUAUAGAAACAGAUCAAGCGGAAGAUACGGUUGAAAAGCCAAAUAAUGAUGCACAGUCUCACACUCAAGAUAAACCAGAAACUGUAGAAAAUAAUGUUGAGAGCAACAAUGUUGAGGCAGUGCUUGCAGAACCUAUCAAGCAACAAGAACCUAUUCCUAUUCUGCCUACUCCACCGCUUACCAGGAAGAGAAGGGCUGGACGACCUAGAUUGCGAGCACUUAGUGAAUCAAUUCCUCAAGAUGAAGAGCAACCUGGUCCCAAGCGUUCAGCUAGAAGGCUCAGCAAGGAAUCCUUAAAAAGUACUGUGUUGGAAAGCGCCAUAGCCCGUAAAGAGAAAUCGAAUUACACAGAAGAACACAGUAAGAAGAGAAAGUACAACAAACCGGGCCGGCCUAAAAAAGUGGUACAAGGCAAGGAUCAAACUAAACAGGGCAAGGAUCAGACUCAAGUAAAACUCGCCGAUGUUCGUCAGGAUUUGGAAACGUCCAUGUUAUCCGAUAAUAAUAUUAACACAUCCGAAAAUUCCAUGUUGGAGUUAUCGCACAACACCACACUGUCCGAUAAUAUAAACGACAGCAUCGUAGAAGAUUCGCAAUCGGACUUUGAUGGUAUGCCAAAGUUAUCACCAAUGACGAGAAACUCGGACUCGCAAAACAAAUUAAACAACUCUAUCGGCAGUCCCGAAAGCGAUGACAUACCGUUGGCAGAUAUUGAAAAGCCCUUCCUGAAACCGGCUACUAGUGGCCGGCCCAAGAGGGAAAGAGGACGUCCGCGCGGAAGUAAUCAGGGCGCGCGAAAAAUUGCCAAGUCAGAUGCGUACGAAGACGAUUCUGUAUCCGUUGCAGAAGCAGGGAAGAAUAACGAUUAUCCCGAAGAUUUGCCAGCCAAGCGAACUCGUCGUAGUACGGCGUCAAGUCCGAGUCUUGCCGAAGGACAGGCCUCAAGACCGGAAUCUACGGCUAUUAUGAGUGAAACGUAUGUACAAUCGAUGCUGUGUUUGUGCCAAAUGAGAUCUCAGUUGUACGUCACUAUAACGGGUCCCGGCGCGCCGCUUUACUGCACCGCACUCGAUUCAAUCGACAAUCGUGUAGUCGGCUGCUGCAACGAAGUGGACAGUAAAGAUGUGACCAUGCGACGGCCGAGUACUCGCGUGCCUUUCAUUAUUUUGUGUCGUAUGCAUACAGAACGAAUGCUGCGACACAAUUGCUGUCCUUCCUGUGGUUUGUUCUGUUCGCAAGGAAGAUUUGUGCAGUGUUCUAACGGACAUCAAUAUCAUCGCGGCUGCGAAGUGUAUUCGCACAAGAGAGGUGUGUGUCCUCAUUGCGGCAGCGAAGGUGGCAAUGGCACUUCGUACGAAGUGUUGAUAACAAUGAACGGCAUGCGGAAACCCGUUUUUAUACCGACACGCAAGAAAUUUUCCAAAUUGCCCUCGGCAAAGAUGAGUCUGCCUGGCAAGGGUGACAAUACAAAGCUGGCGGGACGUCCACCCAGCCCGCUGGUCAAACCUGAUAUCAUUAAAAUACCCGAACCGUCGAUCAACACCGAAAGACCAGAACGGUAUACUAUCAUGAGUCUGUACACAUCUGUGAAGAACGGGGAUCUGGAGAAAUUGGUUAAUGUAUUAGCAUGUGGUUAUAAUGCGAAUCACACAUUCCGGGAUUACGCUCAACGUACUGGUCUGCACAUAGCGGCAGAUAAGGGCCAUCUGUCAUGUGUGCACGUACUGGUACAAGCCGGUGCUCAAGUAGACGUAAUGGAUAGGAACCAAUUAACGCCAUUGAUGCUAGCUGCGACCAAGGGUAAUGCUGACGUGGUGAAAUAUCUAAUUAGAGUAGGCGCCGACGUUACAUUGAAGGGUGAGGACGGCAUGACCGCUUUGCACAUGGCGGCGAAAUCCGGUCAUCUGAAAGUCUGCCAGAUCAUUCUGACCGAGUGUAAAGUACCGAGAACAUUAGUAGAUUCUGUGGACGAUGGCGGCUGGACGAGUUUAAUUUGGGCAUGUGAGUUUUGUCAUACGGAUGUGGCGCGAUACUUGCUGGAUAAGAAAUGCGAUCCGCUUAUCCGAGAUGCCGAGCAAAACAUAGCGUUGCACUGGAGCGCUUUCAGCGGCAGUGCUGAAAUCACAGAAAUGCUUCUUAACGAGGGAUGCGAUGUGAAUGCUGUUAAUGUUCACGGCGAUACACCUUUACACAUAGCAGCUAGGCAGGAUCAGUAUACGGUCUGUGUUCUCUUGCUCGCGCGUGGUGCUAAAAUAGGGGAGUUGAAUGUCGCCGGUGAGACCGCGGUAAAUUGUUGCCCCGCUGACGGAGACACCAUGACUGCCCUAAGAUUAAAUGCGAAAGUUAACGAACUUUCGGAACACAUGUGGGAGAAGACGGUUAAAAUUUUAACGAACGAUAUUUCACGGGGGAAAGAAACAAAUCCCAUACAGUGCGUCAAUGGAUACGAUUCUGAAGACAAGCCAACCGAUUUUGUUUACGUCACAGAGAACUGCUUCACUAGUAAUAUUAACGUAGAUCGUACAAUAACAUCGUUGCAAUCCUGUCGCUGCGAAGACAAUUGCAGUUCGGAAAAAUGUUUAUGCGGAAAUAUAAGUUUGCGAUGUUGGUACGACGAAGAAGGAAAACUCGUACCCGAGUUUAAUUAUGCAGAUCCGCCGAUGUUGUUUGAAUGUAAUCCAGCUUGCGACUGCAAUCGUAUUACAUGCAAUAAUCGAGUUAUUCAACACGGACUGACACAAAGGUUCCAACUGUUUCGUACGAAGGGAAAAGGUUGGGGUCUUCGAACUCUGAGAUUUAUUCCUAAAGGCACUUACGUUUGCGAAUACGUAGGCGAGAUAAUAUCGGAUUCUGAGGCUGAUCAUCGCGAAGAUGAUUCUUACUUGUUCGAUCUGGACAACAGAGAAAUUUACUCUAUGUACGCACAGGACGGAGAAACGUAUUGCAUAGACGCUAGACGUUACGGAAAUAUCGCUCGGUUCAUCAAUCAUUCUUGCGCACCGAACUUGCUGCCGGUGCGUGUGUUCGUCGAGCAUCAGGAUCUGCACUUUCCUAGGAUAGCGUUUUUCGCCAAUCGCGAUAUCGAUGCGGACGAAGAGCUCGGUUUCGAUUACGGCGAGAAAUUCUGGAUAAUAAAGUGCAAGUCUUUCACAUGUACCUGUGGAGCCGAAAACUGCCGUUACUCCGAGAAGACUAUACAAGUUACGCUGGACAACUACCGAAGAAAGAUACAACAGGAGGAAAUGCAGGCAGCUCAAAUCUCAUCGUAACCUUACUACAAUUUAGCUUAAUUCUCUAGAUAUUUGAGGAUUUUUGUUGUUUUGCGGAUAUGAUAAUGGCAACGCAAAAGCGAUUUUGCGUUGAAUCAUUUUGUUGGUUACGCUAGUUUUUCUUUGCGUUGGUUUUUACUGCAAGAUCGAUUUCUACGAUUUGCUCGGAAUCGUACAAGAGUACAAAUUAUAAAACGGUGGUGGGAUGAUGAUGAUAAUUAAAAAAAGAAAAAAUAAACAAAGCAGCACAUGUUAGAUUCUACUCUCUUUUGCGAGAUAGUCGCUAAAAUACAUCACUCAGUCUUCUUCCGAGGAGAAAACAAUCGCGUCCAGAGUUCGUGUUGUUGUUUCUGACGUGUAUCAAACGCGCAUUCAUAUCGAUAUAAAAUUAACAACCAGUCUACCAAACAAUUGUUGUUGUCGUAUUUGUUUUUUUUUUUAGUAUUAAUUUUAUCAGCAUGUUGAUUAAACGAAAAAAAACUAAUGAUCGUUAACUUGAUAAUAAUACGUUAUUACGAAAAACUAUAAUAGAAACAAUAAACAAUAGCUGAAUUGUGACAAUUUGUGAUUCUUACAAGAACGAAGAAUCGAUUGUUUCAAAGUGUGUCGCGUUUUCUUUGGUAGGCCGGUGUUUAAAAAUUUAUAUUUUAAUAGUGAAUUCCUGUUGUGUACAUAUAAAUCUUUGAGAAAAGCUUACAAAUGUAUGUAACUUGUCUUGUCGUGAGAUAUUCUUAUCACGUUUUUCGAGUUGAAAUUUAAGGGAAUUUUCAACGCAUCGUCCAUAUCUUUUUCCCUUAAGCAUACUCGGAGAUCUGUUUCCUAUUUUUGCCGAUCUUCUUUGCCGCGUGAGAAUAGCAAGAAACUUUACGAGAAAGUGCCACACUUCUUUUUAUAACGAGAUAACGAUAGACAUAAUAUGGUAGCGUGAGGCAUUAAAAUUGUAUAGUACGAAGAUAUUAAAUUGCGUGUUGAAACUAUUACGGCUCGAAUGCGCAAAGUAUAUGUGUGAUUGCGGGAAAAAGAAAAACUAUCAUCGCUUUUAAGUGAAUCGGAAAUAAUAAUUCGUGUAGCAUUCGCGUUUUUAAUUAAAGAAAGAAUGUUGUAUUCGACGCUUUUGCGAUAUAUUUCAAAAUUUUUUGCGCGUUGCUUCGGGACUGGAGACCCGCUCGAUACAGACUGUAUUUAACUCCCGAUAGAGCGAACUGAAAUGUUCACUAAAAAGAUUAAAAAAAAAUCAAAAAAAAAAAAAAAAUUGCGUCUCCAAUCCGGAAGCACGCACAAAGAGAACGCGUUAUUUUAUUCCGUUUACUCGUAUGUUGUCUCACAAAGAGCAUAGAUUCACUGCAAGCGAUGUGGUAUAUACAUAAAACAUUACACCUUUUUGUACAAAUGA